Molecule: messenger RNA, 957 nt
Organism: Camellia sinensis
Lineage: Eukaryota; Viridiplantae; Streptophyta; Magnoliopsida; Ericales; Theaceae
Product: G-type lectin S-receptor-like serine/threonine-protein kinase SD2-5
Biological process (GO): protein phosphorylation
Molecular function (GO): ATP binding; protein tyrosine kinase activity
Source: RefSeq, a predicted model, not a curated record
AUGGACACAACAGAAUGGGAAAAUUUGGUUUUAUUCAACAACAAAGGAGCAAUUGUUUGGCAGUAUUUUGAUUACCCUACAAACACAUUGCUUGUUGGGCAGCAGUUAUACGAGGAUCAAAAACUCAUUCCAAGUUCCUCAAACUUAUGGGCUUGUGGUUUGUGCUUUGCCGCAUUGAAAUUGGCUACCAGUUUUGUUACAUACAUAGGAGGUAGUGAUGGGCAUUUGAAGAUAUUUCGUCACAGUAAUACCGAUGGGUUGAGGGAGAUUGUUGAUAUGAUUACCCGUGAUUUAGGUGAAUGUCAACAUCCUCACACUGUGGUGAAUAUGGCUUAUGCAGAAAAAGCCAGUAGGCACUAUCUUGUUGAAGUUAGAAAUGUAAGCUACUUCAACCUCAUCGACGAAGAUGCUGCAUUUCCAAAUAUCAGUGACAUAGACAGAUGCAGAGAGAUCUGUCUGCUAAAUUGUUCCUGUGGUGCAGUCUUUUUCAGGUACAACAAUAAUGCUUCUGAUGGGUAUUGUUAUAUCCCAUCCACGCUAUGUGUUGCAACAGAAGAUUUUAAGGAGAGAUUGGGUGGUGGAGCAUUUGGAACUGUGUUCAAAGGGAUGUUGGAAGAUGGCACUCAGAUUGCAGCGAAGCGUUUGGAUAAAUUGGGCCAAGGGAUGAAGGAAUUCUUUGCUGAAGUGGAGACACUUGGACAUGUACACCAUGUUAAUCUUGUGAGGUUGAUUGCGUUUUGUGCAGAAAAAUCUUGCAGGCUUCUAGUAUACGAGUAUGUGACUAAUGGCUCAAUUGGCAAAGGUCGGAAGAAGAUUAUACUUCACAUAGCCAAAAGGCUGGCUUACCUGCAUGAAGAAUGCCGACAGAGAAUAAUUCACCUCCAUAUAAAGCCACAAAACAUUCUCUUGGAUGAAGAUUUAGUGCCAAAAUCUCUGAUUUUGGGUUAUCCAAGUUGA